Messenger RNA from Triticum turgidum subsp. durum (durum wheat), 1539 nucleotides. Lineage: Eukaryota; Viridiplantae; Streptophyta; Magnoliopsida; Poales; Poaceae. The record is from the annotation of a GenBank genome assembly.
AUGGAUGCCACCAAGCGGCAGCAGCAACAGCACGACGAGGAAGCACUCUCCAACUCUUCUCCUCCAGCUUCUUCUUCCUGGGCGUCAACCUCUUCCUCUUGCUUGCCUGGCUCAGGGGACACAGACAGGGCGCCGCUGCUGCCCUGCAAGAUGGCCGACGAUGAAAAGGUCGACAGGGUUGACGUUUCUGAUGAUACGGCCCACCAGAUUAGCGUUGAUCCUUGGUAUCAAGUUGGAUUUGUCCUGACAACAGGGGUCAAUAGUGCAUAUGUUCUUGGAUACUCUGGGUCGAUUAUGGUCCCUUUGGGCUGGAUUGGUGGAACAUGCGGCUUGAUCCUGGCUGCUGCAAUCUCGAUGUAUGCAAAUGCUCUGCUUGGUCGCCUUCAUGAAGUUGGCGGGAAACGCCAUAUUAGAUACAGAGAUCUUGCUGGACAUAUAUAUGGAAGAAAAAUGUAUGCGCUUACAUGGGCUCUGCAGUAUAUUAAUCUUUUCAUGAUCAACACUGGCUUUAUCAUCUUAGCUGGCCAAGCACUGAAGGCAAUAUACGUACUCUUUAGAGAUGACGGGCUUCUCAAACUUCCCUACUGCAUAGCAUUAUCUGGGUUUGUCUGUGCUCUUUUUGCAUUUGGAAUUCCUUACCUAUCUGCUCUCCGAAUUUGGUUGGGAUUCUCCACUGUUUUCAGUCUCAUCUAUAUCGUGAUAGCAUUUGUGCUGUCGCUUAGAGAUGGCAUAACAGCACCUGCAAAAGAUUACAGUAUUCCUGGAUCAGAGUCAACUAGAGUCUUCACUACGAUAGGUGCUGUAGCAAAUCUUGUAUUUGCGUACAACACUGGAAUGCUACCAGAAAUUCAAGCAACCAUAAGGCCUCCUGUGGUCAAGAACAUGGAGAAAGCUCUCUGGUUCCAAUUCACUGUUGGUUCGUUGCCUCUGUAUGCUGUGACCUUUAUGGGAUACUGGGCUUACGGAUCGUCAACCUCGAGUUAUCUACUGAAUAGCGUCCAUGGUCCAGCUUGGAUAAAAGUUGUGGCAAAUCUCUCUGCCUUUCUUCAGACUGUCAUAGCAUUACAUAUAUUUGCAAGCCCAAUGUAUGAGUACUUGGACACAAGAUUCGGCAGCGGACACGGUGGGCCUUUUGCAAUCCAUAAUGUUGUGUUCAGAGUUGGUGUGAGAGGAGGCUACCUGACUGUGAACACAUUGGUGGCUGCGAUGCUCCCGUUCCUUGGCGACUUCAUGAGCCUGACCGGCGCCCUGAGCACAUUCCCCCUCACGUUCGUUCUUGCGAACCACAUGUACCUGAUGGUGAAGGGGCCCAAACUUUCUGCCUUCCAGAAAGGUUGGCACUGGCUGAAUGUUGUUGGGUUCAGCUUGUUGUCGGUCACGGCUGCAGCCGCCGCGCUCAGGCUUAUCAUACUGGAUUCCAGUACCUACCACUUAUUUGCUGAUAUAAAAGCAAUCAGCCCCUCAGGCGCGCUGGGCGUCGGGUUCCUGGCCUCCACCGCGCUGCUUUGCCUGGGACGCCGGAGCGAUGCGCUGGGCUGA